Heterocephalus glaber (naked mole-rat) is the source of this 1124-nucleotide messenger RNA. RefSeq names its product peroxisomal biogenesis factor 11 gamma (gene Pex11g). Gene Ontology annotation, biological process: peroxisome fission. The record is from RefSeq and is a predicted model, not a curated record. Gene Ontology annotation, cellular component: peroxisomal membrane. Lineage: Eukaryota; Metazoa; Chordata; Mammalia; Rodentia; Bathyergidae.
CAGGCGCGGCGCGCAGACGUCCUGGUGACGUCACGGCGGAGUCGCCAUGGCGGUAGUGAGCAACCUGGCUUCGGCGCUGGAGUCAUACAGGGGUCGGGACCGCCUGAUCCGAAUGCUGGGGUACUGCUGCCAGCUGGUUGGUGGGGUCCUGCUCCAACAAGGUCCUGCCAGGUCGGAGGUGGGGACGCGCCUGCUGGUGGUGUCGGCCCAGCUGAGCCACUGCAGGACUGUCCUUCGACUCUUUGAUGACCUGGCCAUGUUUCUGUACACAAAGCAGUAUGGCCUGGGGACAGAGGAGGAGGACGCCUUGGUGCGCUGCCUGUCGGUGCUGGGCAACAUGGCCGACCAGCUCUACUACCCCUGUGAGCACAUCGCCUGGGCCGCCGACGCCCAGGUCCUGCACGUGGACUCUACCCGGUGGUGGACGCUGAGCACAGCUCUCUGGGGCCUCUCCUUGCUCCUGGGGGCGGCCAGGUCCCUGUGGAUGGUGCUGAAGCUGAGGCAGAGGCUACAAGGCCCCACAGCUGCCUUCACCAGCCGGCUGCCCCGGAGCAAGCGGAGGGCCAUGGAGGCGCAGAUUCGGUCGGAGGUGCUGACGCUGCUCAGCAACCUGGCUGACCUGGCCAACGCUGUGCACUGGCUGCCCCCGGGCAUGCUGUGGGCCGGCUGCUUCCCCCCGUGGCUGGUGGGCCUCAUGGGCACCAUCUCCUCCCUGCUCAGCCUCUACCAGGUGGCCCAGGUCGGUGGCCAGGCCAAGGCUGACAGCUCCUGACGCAGUCUGCGGAGCAGGAGGCCACAGCCGGGCCCCGACCGAGGGUCCUUCCCACUGGGCUGGAGUCACCGGGCCAGGGGCUGCAUCUUUACCUGAGCAGCCCUGUGCCAGCCGGAGAUGAGACGGGUGGGAAGAGGGGCUGGUGGGAGUGCGCCAGGGGUGAGGAGUGUACCCCUCGGGCCUUCUGGGGAGUGCCCUGGGGCUGCGGAGCCAGAGCCCAGGCGGACCUUGCAAGGAACGUCCCCGUCCCUGCAUCUGUAUCCUCUGGCUGGCAGGGGAACAUGGGACACACGUCUGCCUCCCGCUGGGCCUGGAGAGAGCUAAGGGAAUCAAUUAAAUAUCCUGGUGCUGG